GACCGUCCUGAUUUCCAUAAUAGAAGAUUUCACCCCAUCCUGUGCUUGUAUAUUUCGAUUCUCUGAUCUACCUUCGACGACUAGCUGAGCCAAAACCCUCUCAUUUCUAUCAUACCUGCUGAUGCUGUAUCGGUUCCUUUCCUUGUAAACUCCUUCCUAUUACUUCUAACUUAUCUUUGGCUCACACCUGGUCACCUUAUUGUUGCGUUCCCCAUGGCAACCUAUCCUUUCAUUCCAUAUCCCACUGAGGAUGAAUGGGCUUCGCUCGACAGCUACCAAGCAACCACUCGCGACUUCGAUGGUACGCCGUUUCUCCUGGUAGGAAGACUCAAUGAAAGCACGCCACGACCUGGCACUCCAGUCUAUGGAAAUGCUAGGGCUCAGAUACGCAUGUCAUCGAAGAGAGGACCAAUCCUCGAGUACCCGGCGAAGCUAGUCGAUGACAAUGGCCGGCCAUUCUGCACUGUAGACAUUCCUCACUACUGUCAAGACGAUGCAGAUACAAUCAGCAUUCCAAAAUGUAACUUGUUCUCGGCAUUAGAUACUGAUAUCCCGCGGAAGCUUUACAAUCCGAAUAAUCUGACUGCCACAACAACACUAUGGAGCAUCAUUGCAGGCCUGCUGGAGUCGCAAGAGAAGAAUGUGCGCUUCAGCCUGAGAUGUGAGAUGCAGAACAGAUACCCUCCUCCGUCUGGACAGCCACCAAGGAAACUUAGUGCUUUGCCGGAGGCUCGCAAGCCAUCCGCUUUGGCCAUACCGAGUCCUGUUGAGGAAGCUCUAUCCGUGAUCUCAUCACCUCCGUCAGAACCUGAGUCCCGAAGAGAGCCAUAUCUGGAGUCUGAAAUCGAGCCCGUGGCUCUCUGUCAAUGCGGUAAUCCACUUCCUCCUCGAAAGGCGGCGACAUUACCUCCAGAAAUACCAUCGAGGAGAGAGAGUGUUGCUCGGAUUGCUUCUCCCCCAAGAUCACCAAUGGAAGCUUCACCCACACCGAGUGUGCCACAAUCUGUCCAGCCCUCUCGUCAUGCGAGUCUUAUGUCUGCUCACCCACAGUCCCGACAGCCCAGUAUCGCACCACCAACACGUCAACCAUCGACAUAUGAGCCAGUUUCUUCGCGGCGACCGACUAUCGCACCUCAAACUCAACAGCCUACCAUCAUUGCAGACACUAUGCCUCUACGACGUGCGACUACAGUGCCUGCAUCUCGGCAGCCCAGUCUGGCUCCUGCACGUGCGCCUUCACGUCAACCAAGUGUCGCACCUGCAGUAGAUAAAUCUCCCUUCAGUGAUCCACUACAAGGACCACCUCAAAGACGCAAGAAAGUGCCUGGACACGGGACCUCGCCUGCUUUGGCACCGUCUGUUUCGACCGAAUCAAAUGAUACGACUCUGCCAGACGUGCCACCUCCACCAACACCUCCCCCAUUGCCACCUGCUUCUGCUCCGACUGGCACGAUCCACCCCCGGGUAUCUAUAAUCCCUCCACUCCGCCUCGCAAGUCGCGAGCCUACUCUAGUAGGUAGUCCAAAAGUUGCACCUGCUCUCGAAACCUCGCUGACCGAGCCCGCAUUCCCUUCGCCACCGCGGAUAGGUCGUGUUCCAACAAUUCUUUCCAAACUUCAGAAUCAGCCUGACUUUGAUCUAAAGCCAACGCCCGGUCGUCGUGAGUCCGCGGUACCCGCAAAGAAGCUGCCUCCGUUGACACGAGAUGAUCGCGAUAAAGCGUCGCCUCUAGACGAUUUAAGGAAAGCGCUAAAGAAUCGACGGCUGAAUCAUCGACAACGGAAUGUCAAUGAUGAAACUUUGACCAUCAUGACAGAAGCUUUAGCAGCACUGGAGCAAAGUACGAGAAGUGCGCUAAAUAUCAAUGAUCAAAUGGAUGACGAGAAAGCUAUGGAGGUUAACAAAGAAGUUGCACAGGAUCUUGAACGGUUAAAGCAGCAGUUUGGUGAGGACCUAGUAGGCGCACUGAAGAAAUUAGAUGACGGCGAGUCUUGGUGA
Pseudovirgaria hyperparasitica is the source of this 1998-nucleotide messenger RNA. RefSeq lists its product as uncharacterized. NCBI's taxonomy places the organism in Eukaryota, Fungi, Ascomycota, Dothideomycetes, Acrospermales, Acrospermaceae. The record is from RefSeq and is a predicted model, not a curated record. The transcript is spliced from 2 exons. The coding region runs from base 214 to 1998 and encodes 594 amino acids.